Messenger RNA from Dermacentor andersoni, 1681 nucleotides. RefSeq names its product CWC25 spliceosome associated protein homolog (gene Cwc25). The record is from RefSeq and is a predicted model, not a curated record. Gene Ontology annotation, biological process: mRNA splicing, via spliceosome. NCBI's taxonomy places the organism in Eukaryota, Metazoa, Arthropoda, Arachnida, Ixodida, Ixodidae. Gene Ontology annotation, cellular component: U2-type spliceosomal complex.
UAUUUGCGUUCGCGGCGUCAGGCAGUCUCCUCAACGCGAAAAUAAAGGUUGCAAUUAAGAAAUGGCCAAAGAAAGGAGCGAAAAACAACGUUCGUGAUUUCUACCAGGUACACCAUCAUCCUACUUAAGCACACACCAUGGGCGGCGGCGAUCUGAACUUGAAGAAGUCAUGGCAUCCAUCGACGCUACGCAAUAUCGAAAGAGUAUGGAAGGCGGAACAGAUGCGCGAUCAAGAGAAGGCGAAGAUCGAGCAAUUGCAAAAAGAACUUCAAGAAGAACGCAACAAGCAGGAAAUGCGCCAGUAUGCCGAGAAUAAAGGUGUUGUAAAAAAGAAGCAGGAGCGGCUCGACUGGAUGUACCAGGGAGUUGCUGGCCUGGUAGACAGGGAACAAUACCUGCUUGGUCGCAAGGUUGACAAGAACUUUGAAAUCCUGAAAAAAGAGGAGGACGGUGUGGCGGACAAGAACGAAGAUGAAGAGCCCGGUGCUAUUUUCACCAUGGCGCCUACUAAUGCUGCUGUGGACCUAGAAAACAAGAUACGAGAGGACCCAUUAUUUGCCAUCAAAAAACAGGAAAUGAAGACUAAGAAAACCUUGCUGAGCAAUCCUGUCAAGAUGAAGCAUCUCAAAGAAAUGAUUGAACAGUCCAUAAAGAGUUCAAAAAAAGCCCACAAGAAGAAGAAAAAGAAAGAGCACAAGAAGCACAAGAGGAGGUCACCCAGUGUGUCCAGCAGUAGUGACAGCACCACUGAUGAGCAUGCCCAGCGUCCCAAACACUCCAAAAUGGACGAUAAAAGAGACCCCACAUUUAACACUUUUGGUCAUAGAGGUGACAAAGAGCAUAGUGUUUCCAGGCACCACUCAGAUGGAGCAUCAAGGCUGAGGAGAAAUUUAUCACCUCAUCCUCGUUCACAUACAGAAAAGAGCUACACUCGGAGGGACACCCACCCACGAAGCCAACAUGAGAAGAGUAACAGCAGCCGAGGAGAAAGCCUACGCCACCAACCUAAUGUAUCCGUGGAAAAAAAAUCCAGGAGGCGGCAUGACUCUACAUCUUCAGACUCCCAAGACCGUCACGAGGUUGUGACACAGCUUAAACGACCUGUCAAGAGCAGCUCUCGAUCACACAGUAAAAGGAAGAGACAUGAUUCGAGUAGCUCCAACAGCAGUGAAAAAGACCACAAGAACUGUGAAAGCAGUCAGCGCCCCACCAGUCCAGUCUCGGAGAGUGGCAACCACCAGCAAGAUAAAAGGCCAAAGUUUGGUCUCAUUGUUCGAGGCAACCAGAGUCGCAAAAGAGAGCAGCAACCACCACCUAUGAAAGUACAACCAAAGGAGCAUAAGCCGAACAAAACAGCACCCCAGGCUACACAGAGGCGCAGACCAUUGAGUGAAGAAGAGAAAGCUGCAGCUCGCAGAGAGAUGAUGGAGAAUGCCCAGUGGCAUGACGAACAGCGCAAGACUAUCGUCAAUCAUUAUCGCAAGAGUGAAGCUGCUGAAGAAAAUAACCACCACAAAAACAUAGGGGAAGGAUUCAUCCGGCCCAUGCUGGCAAAGGCUGCAGACUCUGGGAGCGUGGAGAACCGCAUCAAGCAAAAAAUGUACACUGUGCAGCGAUCCAGCAAUGCCAUGGACGUCCAUUUUGCUAGAAAAUAAAUCGCCCUGCACUAACAACUAUAUAA